Messenger RNA from Paramuricea clavata, 5647 nucleotides. The record is from the annotation of a GenBank genome assembly. Lineage: Eukaryota; Metazoa; Cnidaria; Anthozoa; Malacalcyonacea; Plexauridae.
AUGUCAGAGAACCACUUGAUGCGUAAACAACUGACUCAAAAUAGUCGAAAGAAGUUUGUAUUUUGUUUGUUUUGUCAUUGCUAUUUACUGUUCAAAAGGAGGCACAGUUCACCCCUUCCGUUCUAUUGGCGUUGUAGGGCCGUUGUAUGCAAUAAGUAUCGCGUUGUAAGGGGUCUGCAAUUACGAUAGCCCUAAUCCAAACGCUAAUCCUAACCCCAAUCCUGACCCCUAAACCCCAAAGCUUCAAACUACAUAUCGUCUGCGGAGGGGAGUGUCCCACACUGGGGUACAUCCCCCCCCCCCCCCCGAAAGAUGUUUUAAGAACUUCAGUAUCGUGUUGUACGUCUUGCACGGAAUCUACUCGGUGGAAGAAAGAAAAUUUAUAUCCUUUUAGUCUUAUACUUAAUUUCAUAUAAAGUUUCAUGGGUGCACUACAAUCAACCUACAGUAGCUACUCAUGCAACAAUGUCAAGAUAUUACCGUACUUUGGUCACCACUACUGUGCUCAGCCAAUGCUCUUUUACUGGCAGAAAAUGAUUGACAUUUCCUUCUCAUUCCAGAAAAGAUAAAAGAGUUAAACAAGACAACAGUUCAUCAGAUUCUGCGGAUUGUAAGCCAGAUGAGAAAGUGAAAAAAUCCAAACAAAACAGACGAGUGGUGCAUAUAAAGGAUAGUACACCAACAUUUAGCAAUAAUAACAAUAAUACCCCAGUUGCAACGCAAGUUGUUGAGGUGAGUGUGUUAUGGAGUAUAUAUAGACGCACAUGCAGGCGGAAAAAAAUACGAACACGUUUCGUAUACAGACGCGUGGAAAUAAAGUCAAUUUAAAACUAUAUUUUAAAAAAAUAGAGAGGUAUUUACAAGUGUUUCUGGGAUUUCGUUCUUUAAGAUACAAUAUAUGUGCAUCUUUAAUUGAAAAAAUUCAAUCUGUCAUCCAGUUUUGAGUUUGUAUGAAAAUUCGCCCUGUUCCACUCGUUCAUACGGGAAUUGAAACGGUCAGUUGUGCUUAUUAUUCGUUCCAUUUCAUGCGUCCAGUGUGAACUCGGGGAAAUCAAUUGCGGAAAUUUCGGGAAGAUGGGGCGGGCACUUGCUGCCAACAGAGAAAAUAGUUUUCCAUUAUACCAAGAAAGUCGGUUUAAUUAUUGUUUCUUUAAAUAUUUUAUAGACGGAGACCUCUGUCCGAAGACAGUUGGAAUUUGAUAGAUUGAAAGUAAAUGGGUUAUCCUUGGAUGACGUCAGUAGGAACAAAAAGCGCAAUUGCGGUAAAUUAAACAUAACAAGACGCUCUACGCGUUAACUCGCUGGGGCUAUACAACUACGCACAUUACUGUACAAUGUACAUGAUACAUACAGUACACAGCUCUUUCAAUUGAGAUUUAAGGUUUUCCCCAAGCUAAGCGGAAAAGUCGAAUACGAGCGCGAAAGGCUUAAUAACACAGUGACUAAAAUGCGGUAGGCCCUACAAGUAAAGUUAUAUUUAGUACGCUACAUUCUUCUUCAAAACUGUCAGCCGCCAGUUGGUCUAGGAUUUAUACUGCGCUUUAAAACGUUCAAAAUAAAAUAUUUUGGGGCUUUUGGGCUCAAAAUACUAUCAAAAUGAAGCGAGAAGUGAGACGAAUCCACUGGUAUACGACCGAAAAAGAGAAAACCAAUGAUACCAAAGUUAUCAAGGGUCAAACGUACAGGGUACUGCAUUUUUUAUAAUUAGUUUAAUAAUUUUGAGCGAUUGGCAACAAUACAAUUUCGCUUGGCUUUCAAAGACAAAGGCCCUAAAUCGCUAGAACACUGUUGUUUAGUCUGUAAUACAUUUGACAUUCGUAAUUAGUACAAUUUCUAACGCUGAAUCGAACGGUGGUAUUUUUAUCCUUAUUGGGCCAUUAGGCAUUACAAAUACACUAUGAAACGUACUGCGAGCGAUUUGUCAACAAAUAUAAUUUCGUUUGAUUUUCAAUUCGAAGGCCAUAGGCCUAAAUCGCUAGAAUACUGGUGCUUAGUAAGACAUUUGACAUCCAUAAGUACAAUUUCUUACGCUGAAUCGAACGGUGGUAUUUUUAUCCUUAUUGCGCCAUUUCUAGGCAUUACAAAUACAAGGACAAACCUGUGGACAAACGUAGUGUAAGUGAUUUGUUAUCAAUAAUACGUACUGCGAGCGAUUUUUCAACAAUACAAUUUCGCUUCAUUUUCAAAGGCCAUAAAUCGCUAGAAUACGGGUGUUUAGUAAUGCACUUGACAUCCGUAAGUACAAUUUCUUACGCUGAAUCGGUGUCGCUUUCUUCUCAAAAUAUAAAGCAGCGCAGUCAAACGUAUAAACUUUUAUAAACUUGCGAUUUGCGAAGGUUGCUGUUUCCAUGCGAAAUUCCUUGUAAAAUUGUUCAAUUUUCCCGAAUUUUCCUCAAAAUGGAGGGCUAUUUAUGGAUAAUUUGGGUAAAAUUGGCAGGAGCCUUAUGGAUAAUUGGGGGAAAAUUAGGCAGCUCAUUAAUAUACUAUUUUGUGGCUAUCAACGACUAUUGGAGAUUGCCGAUCCACUAAAUGGUGCCGAAACCUAUAAUCGCCUGGGGCACAGAGUGCCCCAGCGAGUAAUUACUAGAACAUAAUGAGAGAUCAAAACAAUGCAUUUUUAUGCCGAAACAGGAUAGUUAAACUGUAUCUGUUUAGUAGUGUACGUGUUCUUGAAGUAUCCACUAAAGAAAAAAUACAUCUACCGGUAUAUAACGUUCAGUUAGGGAUGGUGCGCAGUUGUCACUAACACUUACGUUUGUCUGAACUUAAUUUGAUUUGGUAUCUCUUCAGGCCUUUUGAUUUUAUUUAUAUCUACUGUAUUAUUGCUGACUUACCGUCAAUGCAGUAUGUUAACCUCUUGGUGACGAUUAACUGAAUAAUCGGCUUGUAUUAUUAUUUUAUUUUACAGACAAUAUGGAGAUGGUGAAUAAUCCGCCGACUGAGACUGACCCAAAAAGACCAAAAACUGAGUCAAAUUACAUUCAAAGUCAGAUCGACUUGGAUAAAAGUAAAGGAAAUUUAAAGGUAAUCCUAUUGUUUACCUGUGACCAGAAUGUUGAGAUUUUGUAAUAAUGGUGAGUAAUGAUGAUGGGCACAGGAAAGAACCAACUAAACUGAAUGUCCUUGUACGGGGAUAGGUUUUCGGAUCGUCGGAUUCCGCUGAAAAAAUUGUUCUGGUUUUGGAUCUGGAGAAUAUUUUACACGGAUUUGCUAAUUUGCGGAUCUUAUUAAUACAGCGGAUUUGCGGAUUUAUCUAAUAUUUUGGCUCAGAUUGUGUGGAUUUUGCUUGCAAUUUCGGAUCCUGGAUUGUGACUUCAUAGUAGAGCUUUUAGCGGAUCCAAAUUUAGGGAAAACCAUUGACGGAUCGGCGGAUUUUGCUUCAAAUUUUGCGCGUAGGUACAGUAUACCCCUAUUCACCCCCCCCCCCCUGUACUCUAACAGGAGAAUGGCAACCCACACAGGAGAAUGGCAGCACACUUUUCCUGUAAAAUAAUAUAGUUUAGUGUACCACCAAUACUGACUGAUAUUGACAUAUUAACAUCUCUUCUUCUAUCCAGGAACAGUUUCCAGCUGGUCAGUUGAUCUGGGGAAAAUUAAGAGGUUUUGAUUGGUGGCCUGGUAUGGUUGUUGAACUGAAAUGUCAGACGGAGAGCCAGCUUGAUGAUGUCUGGGUGAAAUGGUAUGGAGACAACAAGUUCUCUAAGGUACAGUAAAAUAUCUUAUUUUAAAAUUAUCAUUUUCAAUAUUUUCAAGAUUAAAGGUUAAGAUGUCCAAUACCGUUAAAAUACCAUGGCACAAAAGAAUCAAUCUUUUAACGCCGGGUUAAUUGUUUCACUUCUAAUGUUAAUAUGUCGUAACCAUGCAUAAGUUGGAGAUCAGUUGGAGACCAUAAGUAUAUGGCCCAGGCUUUUAGCUCAAGACUACUAGAAAUGUUUUCUUGUGCUCAAUUGUUUGUAAUCUAAUCCAAUUUAUUAUAGUCAUUUAUAAAAUUGGAAGCUAGGAAUUGAAAUGAAUAUUACAGUAAAUCAAUGUCGGUAAAUCGAAUACAGAUUCUGCUUUGAUUAACCGAACAGUUCUCUCAGCUUAUCUCUUAUGUUAGAUAAACAUGGAGGACACUCAUAAUUACAGUAUGUCUAUAUCUGUUUGGUAUAGUAAUACGAUUAAACAAUUGCUUGUUUUUUUUCUAAAUCCUGAAAUUGGUUUUGCUCAAGAUUUGCCAAACAUUCGAAGAUGUAGCAUAUUACAGCUACCUCCUCCGCAGGCCAUACAGCCCGUAAUGAGUAUGCCCGUUCGCAGGUUAAAAUUUGAAAUCUGAGACGAAGGCCACCAAUUUUCGCCUCCCUAUAUUUUUGAAAGGCCUGCGGAGGAGGUAGGUAUUACAGUAUAAUUAUAAGUCUUAUAAUAGCAACAGAAAGAUAAGCGAAUGACAUUAAAAAUGACAGGAACUUCAAUAACCAAUUGUAUAGUAAAGUCAAAUUAAUGCAAGCAACAAAACUGCUCUUUGUACACGAAAUUUUAGUUCAGAUUAAAAAUAUGUGAAGUUUUUGUUUGAUAUAAACAGGCAUUGGCUUUAAGUAUUAGAUUAGCAUCUUGAAACUCAAGAUACGAGUCAAAACAAGACGAGAAUGAGAUUGGGAAAGUUCGAAUUUAUUUCAAAAUUAACUAAAUAUAAAUAUAGAGUUUUUACACAGUACUAGCUAGCUUGUAUAAAAGACUUUGUAUAUUAUGUAUUGUAAAGAAAGUGUAGAAAUUACUUGACGUAUGCAUGUCAGCUAUUGAUCCUUGUCAGUAAUGACAUGUGUUUUUUUUCUUUUGUUUAUUAUAGCUUCUUAAGAAUGAAAUAGUUUUAUUUCGUCACUUUGGAUCAAAAUUUUUACAUUCAAAAUGGAAGGGGGUGUACAAAAGAGCGGUUGUUUCUGCACUAGAGGUAGGUCUGUGAAAGUAUGACUGAUUUUGUUACUUAUUUCUGGGGCAGGACUUUCGUAUUGACCUGACGAAACAACCUGUUAUGAAUCCUUUUCGGGUUGUUUAGACACAAAUAGUGAUGUACCCAUAAUUGGGCGAUACCAAUAUUCCAUUCUACUUCGAAAUUCACAAGUGACAGUUGAACUACUGUAGCUGUAGAAACCUCAUCAUCAUUAUGAGGGGAGAGUGACCAAUCAUGCAUUAACACUUAUCAUACAUGCAUACGUACAUUGAUAACAUCUCUGAUUAUGGCUAUAUAUUGAAUUGAUAUUGAUACAUUCCUGUCACUGAGUUUUGUUACAACCAACCUGGAAUCCGAAAUAUACUUUAAAUUUAAAAUAUGUUGUAUAAAUUUGUUAUAAUACAAUACCGAUAAUAUCGGCGACAAAAAUACCGAUAGCGAUAUUUUGAAUUUAAAGCCGAUUAUCACUAGACACAAACCACGCCAGUUUCUUAAAUUCUGCACAUGUGAUAUACCUCAUCUAUACGCUUGCAUUAGGUUGCAGUGUCUCGAAGUAACCAUCAGUUCCAAAACAAUGCUGACAGCAGUGAUAAACCUAGCAGAGACGACCGAGCAAAGUUAUUAUUGGACUGGGCACUAGAUGACUUCAAACCGGGUGGACCUGAAGCGUUUGAAACUAUUAAAGGUCGGUAUUCACAUGUAUUAGUCACAUUCACUUAG